AUGGCGUCCGCCUGCUUCUUAAGCUCCGUGAACUCCGUGUACUGCUUCUGGGCGCUCUCCAGCAGCUUCGCGAGGGACGACAGAUCCGACUUGAACUUGAGUAGCUUCUUCUUAUCCUCAGGCUCGAAGUCGUCCAGGUUGUCGAAGAGCGUGGGAUCCACCUCGGGCGCCUUCCACUCCGUAGCCGAAGCCUCGUCCUGUGAGGGGAUGGCCUCGCUGGAGUACGCCCGCAGGACUGCCUCGUGCUCCUCCUCCGCGUCAGCUGCCUCCUCCAGCGCCUUGUUGUGCCUCUCCGUGGCGACGCCAAGACAGCGCUCCGCCUCCGCGAGUUGGCUCGUCGCCUUCGCCAGCGCCGCCUUCUUCUGGUCGAAGUUGCUGAUCGCCUGCCUGAGCGCCUUUGCCCUCGGGAUCUCCGCGGGCGUCGGCGCCUUGGCUGUGAGCUGGGCCUGGAGCGCCUGCAGCGGGCCAAGCUUCCAAUCAUACACCCAGUUGCUGCAGCCGCUGCAGACCGUGUACGUCUGGCGCCUCGGCAUGGUGGUGGGCGGCAUUUAUUUUCUCGGGCGCAAGCUCGGGAGCGGCUCCUUCGGCGACAUCUACUUUGUGGUAAACACGCAGACCGGGGAGGAGCUCGCGGUGAAGCUGGAGAGCGCGGGGGGCUCAGCCUCGGUGCGAGCGGCCAAGACGAAGCACCCGAUGCUCAUGUACGAGGCAAAGCUCCUCAAGCACCUCCAGGGCGUGCCGGGCAUCGCCAGCGUGCACUUCUGCGACGUGGAGGGAGACUACAAUGUCAUGGUGAUGGACCUGCUUGGGCCGUCCUUGGAAGACCUGUUCAACAUCUGCCGCCGCAAGUUCAGCCUGAAGACGGUUCUGAUGAUCGCGGAUCAGAUGCUCUACAGGAUCGAAUACUUGCAUUCGAAGAGCUUCAUUCACAGGGACGUGAAGCCGGACAACUUCCUCAUCGGUCAUGGAAAGAAGUCCAACAUCGUGUACAUUAUUGAUUUUGGCCUCGCCAAGAAGUAUCGCGACCCAAAGUCUCAGCAGCACAUCCCGUAUCGUGAGAACAAAAGUUUGACGGGCACCGCCCGAUAUGCGUCAAUCAAUGCACAUCUCGGCGUGGAGCAAAGCAGGCGGGACGACCUGGAAGCCAUCGGCUACGUGCUGAUGUAUUUCAAUCGUGGCCAGUUGCCUUGGCAGGGCUUCCAAGCCAAUACGAAGGAAGAGAAGUACCACAAAAUCAUGGAGAGCAAGCGCUCCACGUCGGUCGAGUCUCUCUGCAAGGGGUACCCCGCGGUCUUCGCCUCCUACCUGAACUACUGCCGCGCGCUCCGCUUCGAGGACCGGCCAGACUACGCAUACCUGCGCCGGCUGUUCAAGGAUCGCCCAGCGGGGGGAUCGACAAGGCGCGAGGAUGACCUUUCGCCGGAGUGA
Molecule: messenger RNA, 1428 nt
Organism: Prorocentrum cordatum
Lineage: Eukaryota; Dinophyceae; Prorocentrales; Prorocentraceae
Source: the annotation of a GenBank genome assembly